CUUGCUGUAUCUAAAAGUAAAACUUAAUUUCUUGCUGGCUAAAAUUUGCUAAUCAUACUUUGAGCAAGCCAGGUUUUACUUAAUGUUAGUAAAGUCUGCUAUAAUUUUUACCAGGCCUCUUGGCAGCUGAGUGAUUAAUAGCUUACAUCUGUUAUCUGUGUUUUUUAGGUGUGUGGUGGGUUGAGCUUGGCUGGAUGUCAGGUGCUUGCCAAGGCACUCUAUCACUCCCCUCUUCAGCAGGAUGGAGUGAGGGGCAAGAAAAUAUGAUGAAAAAUUAAAAAAACCUUAUGGGUUGAGAUAAAGGCAGUGUACUUUUAAGGAAAAGUGAAGAUCAUGCACAAGCAAAAGGAAGAAACAAAAAUUUUAUUCUCUUAUUUCCAUCAGCUAGCAAUGUCCACCACCUCCUGGGAUGCAGGACUUCAGCACAUGUAGUAGUUGCUUUUCCUCUUAUAUUUUUUAUCUGGGCAGGCAUCAGAUAUAGAAUAUACCUUUGGAUAGUUUAGAUCAGCUGUCCUGGCUAUGUAGCCUUCCUCACUUCUUGCCUGCUCCCAGCCUUCUGGUAGGGGGGAAAGGUUGGGUUGCAUUGAUGCUGUGUGAGCACUGGUCAGCAGUAGCCAAAACACUGCUGUGAUACCAGCACAAAACACAGCACUACGAGGAUUGCUGAAGGGAAGAUGAACUCCCACUCAGGCAGACCCAACACAAAAGUGUCAGCUCUUGCUCACAUUGUUUAUGUCUCUAUUGAACAGGUUCUCCACAGGCAGGUAGAGCAAGAGCCUCACAAUGUGUGGUAUCUGGGCCCUGUUUGGGAGCGAUGAAUGCCUUUCUGUGCAGUGUCUAAGUGCCAUGAAGAUAGCACACAGAGGUCCUGAUGCAUUUCGUUUUGAGAACGUCAAUGGUUUCACCAACUGUUGUUUUGGUUUCCACCGCCUGGCAGUUGUUGAUCAGUUAUAUGGUAUGCAGCCUAUCCGGGUGAAGAAAUUCCCAUACCUGUGGCUGUGUUACAAUGGAGAAAUCUACAAUUUCAAACAGCUGCAGAAGCAGUUUGGAUUUGACUAUCAAACAUUAGUGGAUGGUGAGGUUAUCCUUCAUUUGUACAAUAGAGGAGGAAUAGAACAAACAGCAUCCAUGCUAGAUGGUGUAUUUGCUUUCAUCCUUCUGGACACUGCAAACAGAAAAGUGUUUCUGGCAAGAGAUACCUAUGGAGUCAGACCACUGUUUAAGGUGCUGACUGAUGAUGGAUUUUUGGGUGUCUGUUCCGAGGCAAAAGGACUCAUCAACUUAAAGCAUUCAACAUCCUUAUGUUCUAAAGUGGAACCAUUUCUUCCGGGUCAUUAUGAAGUGUUGGACUUAAAGCCCUCUGGCAAGGUUGCAUCAGUGGAAUUAGUAAAAUUUCAUAGCUGUAAAGAUGAACCACUCCAUGUUGCAUGUGAUACAGUGGAAGCUCUGCCUUCAGGUUUUGACCUUGAAACAGUGAAAAGCAACAUCCGUCUUCUCUUUGAGAAUGCUGUUAGAAAACGUUUGAUGGCUCACAGAAGGAUUGGUUGUCUUCUGUCAGGGGGCUUAGAUUCCAGCUUGGUUGCAGCUGUUCUUCUGAAACUGAUGAAAGAAAUCAACAUCAAUUAUCCUUUACAAACCUUUGCAAUUGGGAUGGAGAACAGUCCUGACUUACUUGCUGCCAGAAAGGUGGCAGCCCAUAUAGGCAGUGAACAUCAUGAAGUAAUACUUAAUACAGAAGAGGGAAUUCAGGCAAUAGAGGAGGUUAUCUUCUCAUUGGAAACCUACGACAUAACAACAAUAAGAGCUUCUAUUGGUAUGUAUCUUGUCUCCAAAUAUAUCCGGAAGAAAACAGACAGUGUGGUCAUUUUUUCAGGAGAGGGAUCAGAUGAGCUGACACAAGGAUAUAUAUAUUUCCAUAAGGCCCCAUCUCCAGAGGAAGCUGCAGAAGAGAGUGAGAGGCUUCUGAAGGAGCUCUACCUGUUUGAUGUACUUCGUGCAGACAGAACUACUGCAGCACAUGGCCUUGAACUGAGAGUCCCAUUUUUGGAUCAUCGGUUUACUUCUUAUUAUUUAUCUCUGCCAGCAGAACUGCGAAUCCCAAAGAAUGGAAUUGAGAAAUACCUUUUAAGAUUGUCCUUUGAAGAUUCCAAUUUACUUCCCAAAGAAAUUCUCUGGAGACCCAAAGAAGCUUUCAGUGAUGGUAUAGCAUCAGUAAAGAAAUCCUGGUUUUCCAUUCUUCAGGACUAUAUUGAUCAACAGGUUGAUGACCUUUUAUUGGAGAAGGCAGCGGAGAAAUAUCCUUUCAAUCCUCCUAAAACAAAAGAAAGUUAUUACUACCGCCAGAUCUUUGAAAAGCACUACUCAGGGCGGAGCAGCUGGCUGCCCCACUACUGGAUGCCAAGAUGGGUUAAAGCUACUGAUCCUUCUGCACGCACAUUGAAACAUUACAAGUCGGCUACCCAAGAAUAGACUGUUCAAUUAAUCCCCAAACAAAAGUGCUGCAAACGUUUUGUGUGCACUCUGCUUUAAGAAAACCAAACAAAUUAUGCAAACCUAAAGCUUAAAUUGUCUUUAAGAUGUACUUUGACAAUGCAAUUGGAAAUGAGAGCUUUCUGUUGUUAGUGUACUAUUAAAAACUUAUGCUGCUGUACCAAAACUUUGUAAUUCAUGGGAAAAUACUUUCUGGACAAGGGACUACUUUAUUUGACAGCUCUGUUCUUUAUGUAACCUUGAUUGUAUUAAUUUUCUUUGAAAUCAUUUCCUAUGUUUUAUGUGAGCUCUGUUUUAAGGACUUGAAUCAGGCUGAGGGAUGCAAACUACUGCUAACACUCUCAGCAAAGGGGAAUUGGACUUCAGCUAUCUGGUGAUUUGUGUUCCUGGCUGAGGUACUUGGAUAAUAUAUAUAUUAUUAUAUUCUGAAUGUCCUUCUUACACAUUCCUGAAAAUCCUGAAAACCUUGGUCUAGUUUUCAAAAAGUAUUUAGAUAUUCAUAGCUAUGCAGAGAUGUUUUCUAGAAUUUAUUGAGAUGGUGCUGGGAGUUAAUUAAAUGAAUGGCAAUCUUAUUUGUUACUGUGAAGCCACCAGUUGGCUGUUCUGUAAAUGUACCAUCAGUGAAAAGACAUUAUGACUGUUAUCAAAGAGCAGAAUGGAUAAGAGAAGCCAAGUUAUGUCUUUGUUUCUAACUCAAGGACUUCAGUUUUUUAUAAAUGUAUUUAUUAUUCUUGAAAAAAUUGAGUGUUAUUGGGUCAAUUGGGUGAUGUGUAUCAGUCUGAUGGAAAUUGCAUGAGUAAGUAUUUUAAGAAAUUUUUCAUUUAUUGUGAGAGUUUUCCCACCUGUAUGAUGAAAAGGUUGACUGUGUUGCUGCUGAGCUGUAUGUGGCCACCUCUGUGGGUGAACCAAACCUGUUAACCAUAGGUUGUAGAUGGACAAAGCAUCACUGACAACAAUGGGACCAGAUGCCUUGCUUGGAAAAAACGGGGGGAAAAUGCUUCAGAAAUCACAAUCUAAUAAUCUACUGCAAAAAUACCUGCAUUUUUACCCAAGAUAAGUAGUUGAUAAAAAGUUAUGUCAUGGGGGUUAUUUUUGUGAUGGUAACUAAAGUAUAAGGGUAGUCAAGAAAUACAUUUGUCUGCUGCAGAUUGACUUGAUUAGCAUCAUGCUCUUUAUGAAAAUAAGUCUUCUUUAUUGUCCCUCUUGACUAGGAAACCAAAGCCAUUUUUAUUUGAAAGAUUAAAUAUAAAUUGUUCUGAUUUAAAACCUUCA
Cyanistes caeruleus (blue tit) is the source of this 3762-nucleotide messenger RNA. NCBI's taxonomy places the organism in Eukaryota, Metazoa, Chordata, Aves, Passeriformes, Paridae. The record is from RefSeq and is a predicted model, not a curated record.